AUGGUGACCUCAGUGGGAUUAUCGAAGGACCAAGGGCUCGCACCUUACAAGAAGCCUCAUGACUUGGAGAAGGCACGGAAUGUGGGUGUUCUCAUAGCAAUGAUUAAGCAUAUGUCUCCUCAUAUUGCCAAGAUCCAGGAGUCAUUGGCUCAUGAGAUUUAUCAUAAUUCAUGCCCACCAUUGUCAUCAUCGGGAAGUGAAUCAUUAGUGAUUAAUGAUUGCAAUGAGUAUGGUGUUGAUGGAGCUGAAGAUGAGCCAAACUUUGAUGUUCAAAGUUUAAAUUUAAGGCUCCCAAGUAUUCUAAAAUAG
Molecule: messenger RNA, 309 nt
Organism: Dovyalis caffra
Lineage: Eukaryota; Viridiplantae; Streptophyta; Magnoliopsida; Malpighiales; Salicaceae
Source: the annotation of a GenBank genome assembly